AUGUUCACCACUCAGAAGAUUUCCAUUCUCCUGUCCCUCCUCUCUACCAUCAACGCCGCACCACCAACGAUUUCUGGCUUCACUCUCACUUGGGCUGAAGACUUCAUCGGAGGUGCCAACAGCCUCCCUUCAACGAGCAACUGGAUCAUCGACACUGGUACUUCGUAUCCUGGUGGUCCGGCAAACUGGGGUACAGGAGAGAUUCAAAGAUAUACCAGCAGUCCGAAUAAUCUUCGUCUAACCGGCGACGGCGUCCUGCAAAUCACUCCCCUCCGCGACCGCAGCACCGGGGUAUGGACCUCCGCCCGAAUCGAGACCCAACGCACGAACUUCAUGGCCCAAGAAGGCGGCAAGAUGCGCAUCCAAGCGCGCAUUCUCAUGCCGGACGUCAAAGGCGCCGAAGCCAUUGGGUACUGGCCUGCGUUCUGGACUCUAGGGGCGAGUUAUCGUGGGAAUUAUCAGAACUGGCCGAGUGUGGGAGAGUUUGAUAUCAUGGAGAAUGUCAAUGGUAUUGAUUCGGUGUGGGGGGUCUUGCAUUGUGGUGUUAACCCUGGGGGGCCGUGUAAGGAGACGGAUGGGCUUCCGGGCAAUCGCGCAUGUCCCAAUACGCCAUGCCAAGGCAAUUUCCACGUCUACACCAUCGAAGUUGACAGGACCGUAACACCAGAAGUUCUACGCUGGUACGUAGACGGCAUCGUGUUUCAUUCGGUAUCUGAAAGUACCGUUGGGACCUCAACUUGGAACCAGGCUGUUCAUCAGGGGCAUUUCAUCUUAUUGAAUCUGGCGAUCGGAGGCGCCUUUCCGAACAACAGGUACGGGAGUGCGACGCCAGUGGCUUCCACGGUGGAUAGUAGGCCAAUGUAUGUGGACUAUGUUGCUGUUUAUAACACGUAA
Messenger RNA from Cadophora gregata, 894 nucleotides. RefSeq lists its product as uncharacterized. The transcript has 3 exons. Gene Ontology annotation, biological process: carbohydrate metabolic process. The record is from RefSeq and is a predicted model, not a curated record. The coding region runs from base 1 to 894 and encodes 297 amino acids. Gene Ontology annotation, molecular function: hydrolase activity, hydrolyzing O-glycosyl compounds. Lineage: Eukaryota; Fungi; Ascomycota; Leotiomycetes; Helotiales; Ploettnerulaceae.